AUGCCUGUGCGUAGGGGAAGUGGUGUGUGUCAAAUAAGCCAGGACGGCAGACCGGUCGACGAUGUGGAGGAGCAAAAGCUGCCCUAUAUUACGUUAGCCGAAGUGAAGAGGCACAAUACGCCGGAUGAUUGCUGGAUGAUAAUUCACGGCGGGGUGUACGAUGUUGGCCGUCUGCUCCAUAAGCAUCCGGGUGGAUCGCAGAUUCUGCUGAAAUAUGCUGGCAUGGAUGCCACGCUGCCUUUCGACGACGUAGGGCACUCUAUGGAAAGUUUGAAGUAUGACAUGCCUGCAGGCUCGCUAAAGGGACUCCUCCACCCGAAUGAUAGACCAGCGGGAAAGCAAGACCGGCUUAGCGAGAGCGAAGCGGCCGACGAGAAGGACGACGGCGCGGACUGCAUAACGAUGGCCCAUAAUCGGUCACACGAGUGCCGAAUGGUCCUGAACAAGGUCUACACAGUUGCCCUUUACACCACGAUAAUAAUAUGUGUCUCACUACUGCUAUACACGAGACUGACGUGGCAGUACAAGAUGGGAGCACAGCAUGCCAUGGUUCACGAGAUACGACACCAUGUGGAAGACAAUUUUGCAUCACCAGGUACUCACUUGAAAGCUCGCGACGACGAAUUUGGUAUACCGGCCUGGGCCUACUGA
Torulaspora globosa is the source of this 651-nucleotide messenger RNA. RefSeq names its product cytochrome b5-like heme/steroid binding domain-containing protein. Bases 1 to 651 code for a protein of 216 amino acids. Gene Ontology annotation, biological process: sterol biosynthetic process. Lineage: Eukaryota; Fungi; Ascomycota; Saccharomycetes; Saccharomycetales; Saccharomycetaceae. Gene Ontology annotation, molecular function: heme binding. The transcript has a single exon. Gene Ontology annotation, cellular component: endoplasmic reticulum membrane; intracellular membrane-bounded organelle. The record is from RefSeq and is a predicted model, not a curated record.